AUGCGUUUGGAUCAGUAUUCAACCGCUGCUACUGUGCGCUUCUUACCUAUGGAUCAUGAUGCUCUUGUGGAACUGAAGUGGGUUUAUGUUCUUCUAUUUUUUCACUCACUUUUAUUAGGACUCAUUGUAAAUUCUUAUCAAGAAGGUGUGUGGAAGAUAAGAGUGGAGCUACCUGAUGCUUAUCCUUAUAAGUGUCCUUCUAUUGGUUUUGUCAACAAAAUUUACCAUCCUAACAUUGAUGAAAUCACGGGUUCAGUUUGCUUAGAUGUUAUUAACCAGACUUGGAGUCCAAUGUUUGAUCUUGUUAAUGUGUUCGAAGUGUUUCUUCCUCAACUUCUUAUAGACCCGAAUGCAUCAGAUCCAUUAAGUGGUGAUGCUGCUGCCUUGAUGAUGCGAGACCAUGCUGCUUAUGAACAAAAAGUCAAAGAGGAUUUUCAUUCUCGCAAACAUGAACUAGAGUCAUCAUUCGGAAUGGUAACCUGGACGAGGCAUAUUGCAAAACAUCCGCUUGAUCCUGCAGCUAAACUGUUACCAGAACCUUCAAAGUGGAAGGAAAGAGACGUUCUCUCGGUGAGAAAACAUGCAGAACUAAACCGUGGAUCAUCUUCCCAGACUGCUGACACGACGAAGCCGAAUUUGGAUCUUUUGGUGAUGGAUUUGGGAGAAAAGCUAUCAAGCAUCGAUCUAUGGAGUUCAUGGAGUGCUCAGAGAACACUCAGUGCUUUGAUUUUCAGUAGACAAAACAAGGAACCCGUUCCUUCACUAGGAAAUAUUUGGUGA
This is a messenger RNA of Vicia faba (fava bean), 780 nucleotides long. The record is from the annotation of a GenBank genome assembly. Lineage: Eukaryota; Viridiplantae; Streptophyta; Magnoliopsida; Fabales; Fabaceae.